CAAGAAGUGUACGAGUCGGCUCGCCACAGUCGGCGCCAACUUCGGCCAGGCCUCAGCCGUGGCAGAAUGGUACGCCGAGCAUGGCCAGUCACCGAUUUGCACGCUUCCAGUGCGAUCGCGGCGUGUAGAUUCGUUUGACCAUUGUUGCAUACUUCCUAUUUAUAACACCACUGCAUUCAUGGACCUGAGUUGCCGCGAGGACCUUGUGGGCGCGGACAAGGCGUCGUCGUCCGUGCUGGUUGUGGCGGACGAUGGUACGACGAGCGCCGACGAGCUCCAGUGCCUCCGCGCGCGCGAGCGCACGACCGCGCCCAGCGCCAUGUACUUGCUCCUCGUGCAAGCCCAAGGCGUCGUCGAGGCGUCGCGCGACCACAUCUGCUGCUGGAUCGCCGAGGUGGCCCUCGAGUUUCACUUUUCGCGCAUCACGACCGCGGUCGCCAUCAACUACCUCGACCGGUACCUCUCGCAGCACGCGUCGACGCCGCACCGGCUCCAGCUCGUGGGCCUCGUCGCGAUCCUCAUCGCGUCCAAAUUUCAUGAGAAGGACGGCAUCUCGAUGGACGAAGCCAAGGAGAUUGCGGCCAACGUCUUUACCGUCGAAGACAUUACGCGCAUGGAGGCCAAUAUGCUGUCGGCGCUCCAGUGGAAGCUGCAUGCGGUAGUGCCGGCCAUGUACAUCGACACGUUUCUGCAGGACCUCCAGCAAACGCGGCUGAUGGCGCCGACCUGCGCUGAUAUGACGGCCGUCCACCACACUGCGUACAUCCAGCUCGGCUUUUUGCCGUCCACUGUGGCGAUCGCGAUCAGCCACCUCGCGUACGACGUGCACGGGCUCUCGAAGGCGCCUUUGGAUGCGUACUUGAAGCGCAUGGACAUGGAUCCUGAGAGCAACGACGUCGCCGACUGCCAGCGCCAACUGCGCAUGCUGCUUCCCGCGCACUUAUGGAAAACGAAAAAGCGGGACCGGUCGCCGAGCCCGUCCGGCGUCGACGACGUCUUUCAUUGCAUCGAGCCCGACGACGAGGACGAAGAGUGUGUCGUACCAGAGGCAAAGCGGGCAAAGACCAGCUAGCGUUGCGUAGCCGACGACGUGCGAUGUACUACCAUGAACCUUAAAACCUUAACUUACUGAGACCUUGUCCAAUGUGACGCCGUACAGCGCUGAGUUGCGAG
This is a messenger RNA of Saprolegnia diclina VS20, 1173 nucleotides long. RefSeq lists its product as hypothetical. Gene Ontology annotation, molecular function: cyclin-dependent protein serine/threonine kinase regulator activity. Gene Ontology annotation, cellular component: nucleus; cyclin-dependent protein kinase holoenzyme complex; cytoplasm. Gene Ontology annotation, biological process: regulation of cyclin-dependent protein serine/threonine kinase activity; mitotic cell cycle phase transition. The coding region runs from base 179 to 1072 and encodes 297 amino acids. NCBI's taxonomy places the organism in Eukaryota, Oomycota, Saprolegniomycetes, Saprolegniales, Saprolegniaceae. The record is from RefSeq and is a predicted model, not a curated record. The transcript is spliced from 2 exons.